AUGGAUAAUCCAAUUCCUGGUUGGAGUAUCGAGACAGAACUCCCUGUGCCUGAUCAGAAUAAGUCCCUCGGGGUAGAUCAUGGGCUAGUUGAGCUGUUAUGGCAAAAUGGGCAGGUAGUUUUAAACAGCCAGGCGCAUCGAAAACCGGGCUAUGGCAUCGACGAGUCGAGACAACAUCGUAAACACGAAGAAUCAAGAAUUAGAAGCAGUGGAAAUCCAAGUGAUUUGAUUGAAGUUGAUGAAACAGAUUCAUGGAUUCAUUGUCCUAUUGAUGAGUCCUUUGAAAAAGAGCUCUUAUGGCAAUUUGAAGGCAACAAGUUUUCGAGUCCAAAUCCAUUGCCACCUCCAAGAUUUGAAACAGGGUAUCAAUCGUCCAAGCAGCAUCAGAACUUGGGACAAAAUACGGGUCGACUUAGAGGGCAGGGAGAGCAUUCGAUUAUGACGGUGGGAUCGAGUCAUUGUGGCAGCAAUCAAGUUGUAAAUGAGUUGCGUAUGAACCGGGUGGCAGCCGGCAAGAAUUACUGUGGGAAAUUAAGUCCACAGAGUGAGAGCAUGGAAAGAGUGACACUUGAAACAGCUAUUACAACAUCUUCAGGUGGAUCUGGUAGUAGUUUUGGGAAAACAACAUGCAAUCUGUCUACUGACAACAAUUCCCACAAAAGAAAAAUCAGAGAUGGAGAAGAUACAGAAUGCCAAAGUGAGGCUGUUGAAUUGGAGUCUGCUGGAGGAAAAAAAUCGUCGCAAAAAUCUGCUACCACUCGUAAGAGCCGCACAGCUGAAGUGCAUAACUUGUCGGAGAGGAGAAGGAGGGACAGGAUCAAUGAGAAGAUGAGAGCAUUACAGGAGCUUAUACCUCACUCCAACAAGUCAGAUAAAGCAUCCAUGUUAGAUGAGGCAAUUGAAUACAUGAAGUCACUGCAAUUGCAAGUUCAGAUGAUGUGGAUGGGAAGUGGAAUGGCACCAAUGAUAUUUCCAGGUGUGCAGCAAUACAUGUCAAGAAUGGGAAUGGGAAUGGGGAUUGUUCCUUCAAUCCACAAUGUCCCUAUGCAUUUACUGAGGAUGCCAAUGCAAGUUGAUCAACAAAUCAAUAUGCAAAAUCAGGCUGCCAUUCAUCAAAACCCUGCGUUGAAUCCAGUUCAUUAUCAAAGCCAAAUGCAAAAUUCAAAAUUUCAUGAUCAAUAUGCCAAUUACAUGGCCUUCCAUCAACUCCAAAAUGCCUCCCAGCCUAUGAACAUGUUCAACUUUGGGUCCCACACCCACACAUCCCAGCAGAAUCACAUGCAACCACCACCUGCCAAUGGCAAUGGGUCGACCGGACAGUUAUAA
Fraxinus pennsylvanica is the source of this 1326-nucleotide messenger RNA. Lineage: Eukaryota; Viridiplantae; Streptophyta; Magnoliopsida; Lamiales; Oleaceae. The record is from the annotation of a GenBank genome assembly.